GGGUUCGAAGGAACCCAGCACCAACGCCUGGGUUCCUCGAACCCAGGCGCGGGUCGAGGCACCAGGCGUGCUGGGUUCGAUGGAACCCAGGCGCUGGUUCCAACGAACCCAAGACGCCUGGGUUCGUUCAAACCCAGCAUGCCUGGGUUCGAACGUUCCUCGAACCCGCCUAGAUCUAGUUACUGUUGAUGUUGAUUGAAGGAAUGUGGUGUUUUUUCCAUUUUUCUUUGCAGAUCUAGUAUACAUUUGUAGAGGAAUUGAUUUUUUGAAUCAGAUUUAUUGAGUUCUAUUAGGGAGGAGGUUUGGGGAAGAAGUAGAUGGUGAUUGGAGUGGUAAUAGAUGAUCGGAGCAAUGAGGGAUGACCGGAGUAACGAGGGAUGACCGGAGUAACGAGGGAUGAUCGGAGUAAUGAGAGAUGACGUGAACUAGUUAUUUUUCACGUAAUUAAAGAUUUCAAACAAGAAUUGAUUUUGUGGCAACUUAACGUGCCAUCUGUCAUUUCCGUCGACGGAAGGACGAAAUUGGUUCCAAAAAUUGAAGUUCAAGGAUUUUUUUAGUACUUUUUGAAGUUCGAGGGUAGUUUUAGUUCAAAAAUGAAAGUUGAGGGACUGA
Molecule: messenger RNA, 612 nt
Organism: Rubroshorea leprosula
Lineage: Eukaryota; Viridiplantae; Streptophyta; Magnoliopsida; Malvales; Dipterocarpaceae
Source: the annotation of a GenBank genome assembly